UCUAGCACACUAAUAAGUCUUUGAAUAUGUAUCCAAAUUGGCUCGUUCUGCUCCACUUGUCGCUGGUUUGUUUGGGAGGUGCUUCGCAAAUGUUUGCACAGCCGCUGACAAAGAAGCAACACAACACCGGUAUUUUGAGCAUCGAACGCGCGGCUGGACAGAAGAUUGAGGAAGCCGCGCUGCAGCAGCAUUUGCAAAAAAUCACAGGCAGCGAAGCGUUGGCGCCAUUGUUGCACGAGUUACUAGGCCAAACUGUGCCAAAUUGGCAGCAGCAUCACCGCCAGCAACAACAGCAGCAACACCAACCAAAACAACAGCAACACCAACCAAAACAGCAACAACCGGCCACAAAUCAACCGAGGCAACCGCAGGGACAAGACUUUUUUGUUUAUGAAAACGUCGUGGGUCAACAACCCCAAAUAUUGGCCGGGUUCAAUGGCGUCAAUGUGCAACCUGAACAACCAGCCAACCAGCAGCAGCAACUGCGCCUCCAACUGCCAAAGCCAAUUCAUACCGAACAACAACAACAAUAUCCAGCAGCCAAACCAGGGCCAAAAAUCGUUAAGGCGCCGCCAGCCGCAUCAGCAGAAGCCGUUUGGGCGCCAGAUCUCAAGGGCCACCCGCCCCCAUCCCCGGCAACUGCAGCGCCAGCAAGUUGCCAACUUUGCUGCAAUCCAUCGGAAGUUGCCGCAACCAGUGCCACACCCACACCCACUGCCACGCCUUGUCCGCCCACUUUGGGUGGUCACGAGACGAUCCCACUGCUCAGUGCCAUGGUGCUCAAGGCGACAGCUGGUUAAGUUUUUAAUUAAAUCGCUGGCAUAAUUAAUAAA
Molecule: messenger RNA, 833 nt
Organism: Drosophila elegans
Lineage: Eukaryota; Metazoa; Arthropoda; Insecta; Diptera; Drosophilidae
Product: ataxin-2 homolog
Exons: 3
Coding region: 27-800 (257 amino acids)
Source: RefSeq, a predicted model, not a curated record